AUGCACGUGACUACGCGUAAGCCGAAGUGGAUCCGACGAUCGCUUCAACACCUGGACGUCAACAAACAACAAGAGCACUACAGUAGGUGCAUGCUGAGCCGACAAUUGAUCUUAAAUUGGAACAUCCGAGCUGCCCAAGCCGACGGUAUUAUGGGGAUACCCGGCAUACUAAAAGAAAUCGGGAAGGGAGAACGGGUGGCGUUGGCAAAACUCGCUGUAGAACAUUUCGAAAGAUCUCAACGCCCUUAUCGUAUAGCCAUAGAUGCAGCAAUAUGGAACUUCCAGAAUCAAGCAGGCCAAGGUGGGAAGAACCCUGCCCUCAGGACGUUGUUCUAUAAGUUGUUAAAGUUACUUGCACUGCCGAUUCAGCCAGUUUUCGUUUAUGAUGGGAAAAACAAGCCUCUCACCAAGAGGGCUCCAGGCGAGGCAGAAGCAGAAUGUGCUAUGUUGCAGAGGUCUGGAGUCGUUGAUGCGGUAAUGAGUCAAGAUGUUGAUGCUAUCAUGUUUGGUUCAACUGUUACGCUCAGAGAUUGGUCGAAAGAAGCUACGAAACACAAUAAAUCCCCAACUCAUGUCAAUAUUCUCGACCAACGCCGAAUCAAAGAUAUAUCAGGCCUGGACCCGGACGGGAUGAUCUUGGUUGCAUUGCUCAGCGGUGGGGACUAUGACGAGACCGGAAUACCUGGCUUUGGGCCUGGGCUAGCUUGCGAAGCUGCCAGAGCCGGAUUUGGCACGGACCUACUCGACCUGAUACGAAGUCGCGACGUGGCCGGUGUCGCUGAAUGGCGUGAACGGCUUCAAUAUGAGCUAGAGUCGAACGAAAGCGGCCAUUUCAAAACCCGACAUAAGACUGUCAGAAUUCCCGACAGAUUCCCAGACGAGCGAAUAUUGGGUUUCUACAUGACCCCAGCAAUCAGUUCUGAUGACCAAGUGUCAGAAUUGGAGAAGAAAUGGCAGGCGGUUUGGGACAGCAAGAUUGAUAUGAAAGGCCUAAGAGACUAUGCGGCUGAUACCUUCGAAUGGUGUUACAAACCAGGUGCAUGGAAAUUUGUGCGAGUCACGGCUCCCGCGCUAUUGGCCAACCUUCUAAGACGUGGCCUGAGAAAUCAUAUCACCUCAGCAGAGCAGAUCACCGAACGGCGGAGACAUUUCAUAAGUGAUGGAAUUCCAGAGCUUAGGGUGACUGUAAUUCCAGCUGAUGUUGUUGGGCUCGAUCUUGAUGCAGAGGAGGACAGUCCAGAAUACUUGGCGAGCCUUGCUGAUGAGGAUGACGAGGGGGUCAGUGCAGAAGCGAGAGAUGCGUUGGAGAAAGAUAACAUUCCUCCUGGCCUAGCCAAACCACGCAACGUUUCUCCCUGGCUGCCACACAAUCCCGAAAAGAUGUGGAUCGCUGAGGCCAUUGUAACAGCCGGUGCGCGACACAGCGUUGAGGAGUGGAACCGAAGUCAAAUGGAGCUCGAAGCUCGCCCAAAGAAAGUUCCGACUCGUAGAUCUCGAAGGCAAAAUGACCCUCCCCAUGAAAAGCUGGCUGGUGGUAUGCCCUCAGGAUCCAUAGUGCAUUAUAUGGCUGCAUCAAGGGAGCCUGAUAGAGAGUCUCGCCAAGCCACAGAGGCAUCUGGGUCGACAACAGCAAGAACUAUACGCACAAGGAAAGCACCACCAGCACCCAGGACCCCAACAAAGGCGAGGAGACAGCGACAAGUAUUUGACUCGUCGCCCAAAAUGAAGGAUUAUUUCAACAGUAACAAGCUUGGUGGUCAGCAUGAGAGGGAGCAAGCGAUGUCGAAGACUGUUGAAAAGCUUUCCCAGGAGUUGGAGGACAAGUUCAGUAUCAACGAAGUGAGGGACAAUUUGGAUGGAAAGCACUCUAGACCUUCCACUUCCAUCUCAAGUUCGUCAGGAGAUUCUCAAGCUGUACUGGGGAAACCCAUCAAAAAUCUGCAGAGAGGGCGGGUCAAUCGCUCAUCCUUUACAUCACACAAUGCCGCCGAAGCUCCAGGAAACCCAGGAACCCAGGGACUGGAAAAAGCGAAGGAUAUCCACAAAGGACAGGUUCCAGACGAUGCUAUCAUUAUUGGCUCAUCACCUGUUCAGAAGCCAUCCACUCCUCUCAAAAAGUCAGAUGUUAAAGUCCCUCCGCAUGACUCCGGGACUAUCGACAAUAUCACGCCAAGAGGCCGCUGUCGGACUAAGCGUUUGGCCAGGGGGCCCAAAGCCGAUAGCACGUUGGCGAUGGGACGAAGCCCCCAACGCGCUCGGCGACCGAUUGAUCAAUUCUUCGCCCCUUACAUCGCAGCUGCACAGCAGAAAAUUUCUUCUUCGGAGUACCAUCACAGGCAUUGCGACAUCAUUUUCUUCUUCGCAUACUUAUGCAAUCCCACGGUCAAGCUUGCCAGGGACUUGGCAAGAAAUGGAGUGUGGGUCUGCUGUGUCAUCUCGGGCUGCAGCAACAGCGUCUAUAUCAAAUUCCCGGCUGAGUAUAGUCGAUUUGACAGGAAGCUGAAUGCUCAUGGGAGCUUGACUUUCCAGAAGUCUUUAUUCUCAAAGAAACUUCUACUUCGAGUGAUCUCGACAGCAGCCGCUUCAAUGGUGGCGAUUGCACUGGGCUUCUCGACGCGAACCUUGGCCAUAGUGUGGCCAUAG
Exophiala aquamarina CBS 119918 is the source of this 2643-nucleotide messenger RNA. RefSeq lists its product as uncharacterized. The record is from RefSeq and is a predicted model, not a curated record. NCBI's taxonomy places the organism in Eukaryota, Fungi, Ascomycota, Eurotiomycetes, Chaetothyriales, Herpotrichiellaceae. Gene Ontology annotation, molecular function: 5'-flap endonuclease activity. The transcript is spliced from 4 exons. Bases 1 to 2643 code for a protein of 880 amino acids.